UUCCUUCCUCUGGCUAUUUUACUCCUUGUAUCCAAACAGGAGAAAGUAGGUUCCUCUGCUAUUUAGCCUCCCCAUUUUGAGCUGUAAAACUGAGGCUAAGGUUUUAUGAAUUCUACAUCUUGAUCGAAAAUACCAGUCUCUGGCUAAAUGGCGACAGUCACAGACUCAUCUUCAUCUGAGGGGAAGCCAAGCCUAACGCAACCCAGCGAGUUCCCUUCUACGAUCGGAUCCAAAACCCUAGAAGAAGUUUCUCCAUGGAUCGACUACGCAGUUCAACAAGCUCUUAUGUACCAGAAGACCAUCAAAGAAGCAGUCGAUGAUACCACUAAUGCUCUCAGAUCUCGCUUAGCGGGAAUUCGUUCCACUUCUUCCGCUCACUUCCAUCAAACAAUGGAUUCUCUGCAAGAUGUCAAGUCUGAGCUUCUUGUUUACGAGGAUAUGCUUUUUGGAAGGAUUAAAGAAGGCGUCAAAAUUGCAGCUUCAUAUCCACUUGUUACAGGAGGGGUUGCUGUUGGAUUGGGAUUCGUACUACUGAAAAGGCCGAGACGCUAUUUGUACUACAAUACCUUGCGCCUUUUUGUGAGUGAAGAGCACAGUUAUGGGACACAAUGGGCUAUGGAUGCAUGUAUAGAUUGCCUGGAGCAUCAUUCCCUACUUUCCCGAGCAGAUGCUAAGGUAAAGGAAUUGAGGCAGUCGAUUAGCCUUUUGAAGGCCGAAAGCGAGAAGUUAGAGAAGAGGGCAUCAUUAGCAGAACAGGAGUUGAUUCGUGGAAGAACAAAACUCAGACAAGCAGGAAAGCAGAUUCAAGGCGUGAUUCGGUCAGCUUAUAAGAUUGAAAGACAAGCAACAGGCUUGAAGGAAAUUAUUCGGGAAUUGCCUAGCAGAGAAGCAUCUAGAUUCCGGUCACAAGUUUCCAGCCUUGCUUCUGAGGCAAAGCGAGAAAAGAAUGCCUUGACUAAGGAGGUGACGAAAAUCAGUAACUAUGGAAUCUCAGUCUGAAAAUGCUUGCAUUCCAAUUUUUUUCGCUUGGGCGCUUUGGAUUUAAAAUCGCAGUUGCAUAUUUAACAUAUAAGAGAUGGCUUCUGUUCUUAGAGUUCCAAGUUUAAGAUUUUGAAUUGUGUUAAAAGUGAAAACAAAACCAAUGCAAAAUGAUAGUUAUUUAUUGGCGGGAAUACAGAGAGGCAAACCAAAGCAGGGACUGAUUUCAUUAUUUACCUAUACAGUCAGUGAAUAAUUAGCGUCAAGAAAGAGUCGUGUUGUGGAUGGAUUAACAAGAGCAGGUUGGCUGAUGCACUCUUUUAGUUUUUAUUUA
Molecule: messenger RNA, 1312 nt
Organism: Hevea brasiliensis (rubber tree)
Lineage: Eukaryota; Viridiplantae; Streptophyta; Magnoliopsida; Malpighiales; Euphorbiaceae
Exons: 10
Coding region: 148-999 (283 amino acids)
Source: RefSeq, a predicted model, not a curated record